Lobosporangium transversale is the source of this 6475-nucleotide messenger RNA. RefSeq names its product chitin synthase-domain-containing protein. The record is from RefSeq and is a predicted model, not a curated record. Lineage: Eukaryota; Fungi; Mortierellomycota; Mortierellomycetes; Mortierellales; Mortierellaceae. Bases 101 to 6403 code for a protein of 2100 amino acids. Gene Ontology annotation, cellular component: cell periphery; myosin complex; cell septum. The transcript is spliced from 5 exons. Gene Ontology annotation, molecular function: ATP binding; chitin synthase activity; cytoskeletal motor activity.
UUUUUUUUGUAGACAUUUUACAAAACUAUACCAUAGCUCAGAGUGUUCUGAUUUGCAUCGUCGAGAGAAAAAAGAAAAAAAAAGAGAAAGAGAGAGAGAGAUGCUUCCUGCUCAGGAUCUGGUCGCAUUAGCCAGACAUGGCAGCAAUGACAACAUCACUCGAGAUGAGUCAUUGACUCAAGAAACUAUUUUCAACGUCCUUACCAGACGACACCAACUUGGAUUACCAUACACUCGUAUCGGUACCUCAACAUUGGUGGUUAUGAAUCCCAACCAAUCCCUCGGCAUUUACAGUGAGACCAAUAGUCAGCAAUAUAUCGAUCUGGCGAACGGCAGUCAUGGUGGCAAUUCUCCAAGUAAUGUGGCACUAGAGCCUCAUGUGUUUGAAUUGGCAAAUACAAUGUAUUACCACAUGAAGCGGACAGAGCAUGAUCAAGGUGUAAUCCUAAGCGGCAUCGCAGGCUCAGGAAAGACUACAUCUCAACGUCACCUUGUACAGCAGCUUAUCCGACUGGGAGCAAAGAGUACUGCCAAAAUCGGCCCACAGAUCAGGGCGGCAUCCGACAUCCUCGAAGCUUUUGGCAAUUGCCACUCAGACCAUGGGGCAAAUGCAUCAUGUCAUUCACUCUACCUGGAACUCCAGUACAAGACCAAAGGGAAACUUUUUGGCGCAAAACUUUUGCCUUUCAUGCUUAACCAAGAAAAAAUCACCAAUGCUCAGAGUCAUCUUGGAUCUUAUCAGAUUUUUUACUCCAUGUUUAAGCACAUUUCAAGCGAGGACCGGAGGCGUUUACGACUGGGAAAUAAUAUUACAGAAUAUCCCUAUCUUCCAUAUCAUCCACAUAUGGAAACUAUGAGUACCCAUCGUGAUAUAACACCAGCUUUCGCUGCCUUGGGCUUCAAGCCCAAAGCUAUCUCUCAGAUCUGGCAGUUGCUUGCUGUAGUUCUACAUCUAGGCAGGAUCGACUUUGUAGAUUCGACUCAAGACCCCACCCUCAUGGCAACCGUCCCAAGACAAAAGCAUCUAUUUGAUCUAGUAGCCGAUCUACUUGGUGUUGAGCAAGAUGCUCUACAACAGGCGCUAUCAUACAAAAGAAAAAUGAUUUCUGGUGAUCUUUGCACUGUGAUCCUUGAUUCCGCAUCAGCUAAAAAGCAAUGCGACGGUCUAGCCCGCGCAUUAUACACUUUGCUCUUCACCUAUACUGUCGAAGCUAUGAAUACCCAAAUGUGUCGGCGACAGGAGGAACAGACUUCAUUUAUUGGAAUUCUAGAUAUGCCCGGUUUCGACAGCCAUUCACCAACAGGAUUUGAAAACUUUUGUACUAAUUUCUGUAACGAAGCACUACAGGGAUUCCUCCAGCAAAAAAUGUUUGUUGAGGAUACUCAGAACAUAAUAGCGGAUGAACUUCAAAUGACAGAGCUCCGUUCCAACGAAAAAGCUCAAGCAACCAUUGAUCUUCUUUGUGGCCUAGAUACGUUGACAGACGCCUCGCCUAGAGGUUUGGUCCGUUUCUUGCAUGAUUCGACGCUUAAAGCAGGCAAACAAUCAGGUGAUGCCGAAUCAAGCUCCAUGCUUCCAGGGUUGAAUCGCACGUUCCAGUCCAAUCCUUCGUUCAUUAGUGGAUCAACCUAUGCAUCUUCGUUUGGUAUCCGCCAUUUUGCAGGAGAUGUGCACUAUAACCUCGAGAGUUUCUUUGUCAAGAACCAGGAUAUUUUGUCGCCCGAUUUUGUAUCCUUAUUCCAAACAUCCACCAGUCCAUUCAUGCUUCAGAUAUUAGAGUCGAAUCCAGCUCUAAUCAUGGAGAGCCACCCUCGAUCCAAAGAGACGAUUGUUAAGGCCCAGUUGUCAACUAUGCCAAUGCGCCAGCCCAGCGUCCGAAAGGCAAAGCAGGCUCAAGUUCAAGCUAGAAGGAAAGGAAGAACGUCCAAUGCAGUUUCAACUGUCAUCAAACAACUGCACUCAACUUUACGGGAUAUCUGCACCUCUUUAGAUGGAACUCAGCUCUAUCAGAUCAUCCAUAUCCGACCCAAUAACAGGAUACGAGAAGCAUUGAUCGAGUGUGACCCCGUCUUGAUUCGAUCUCAAAUCGAGUCAUUGCAAUUGAGCACUUAUGUUCAUUUAAAAAUACGGGCUGAAUACUGCGUUUCCUUCGACCAUGAAUCCUUUUUAGAACGCUAUAAAAUAUUACUUGAGCGACGUGGAAUCACGAUAGACAGAGCCAUGACACCAAAUGAGCAGUGUAGAGCCAUUGCGGGUGCGCUGCACUGGCAGCUGCCAGUCGAUGGUGCCGUCGGCAACGAAUAUGUCUGGAUGUCAUUUGCCACUUUUAAAUCUAUGGAGGAUGGUUGCAUCGCAAUCGAAAAAGCAGAAGGAGGAUCAUUGGCGUUUGAAGUAGAUGUAGACGAGCAGCGUGAAUUUGCCAAUGUGAUGACAGCAGGCAAACCAUACCAGCAGCACCACACCGAGGAACCUGAUGCGAGUACUCAGCUUUUGACAACUUAUCGUCCUCGAACAGCAUCUGAUGUCUCGGCGCUUUCUGACGCCUCUCACGCUUCUCACACCUCUCAAACGUACCCUUCAGCUGAUCCCGGCUUUCCCACUUAUAAUCAGACGCAAACAUUUGGUCACGAGCCAGGCUCACCGCAUUCUGAUAACAAGACUAUAGGAACCCCCGGCACUGAAAGUGAGAGACAAUUGAUAUUCCAAAAUUUUGAGAAAGCUGAGACUGAGAUUAAGAGGAAACCUACGUUGGCCUUGCACCGUACCAAAGCAGAUGAAUCUGUACAGCCCCCAAAAGCAAAGACGAAAACUCGUCGCGCCUGGGUUACCUUUGUGUGGCUCAACACAUUCUGGAUUCCAUCGUUUUGUCUGAGCUUUUGUGGACGUAUGAAGCGUCCGGAUAUCCAAAUGGCAUGGCGCGAGAAAGUCACGCUGUGUCUUAUUGUCUUCUGGCUGUCAGCGAUUGUUAUCUUCUUCAUUAUCGGCCUACCCAAGUUUAUUUGCCCCAUGUUCAACGAAAUGUAUAAUCCCGAGCAAAUCCAAUACCAUUCUACAGAGACAGACUUCUGGGUAUCAAUUCGCGGCUUUGUUUAUGAUAUCAGUAAAUUUGCCAGAAAUGAUCAUUCCGGCUCGCACAAGGGCGUUUAUCCUUCUGAACAAUCAUAUAUGAUGGCAUAUGCUGGCAAGGAUUUGACGGACCAAUUUCCAGUCGAUCUCCGUUGGGGUUGUCCCAAUUUGGUGACAACACCCAUGUUGAUGCUCCCGAAAGAGCCAUUCCAAGGCCAAUACAUGCCAACCCAUGGUCCUAAUCCUCGAAGUGGAGAUCGAACGUUACCCUGGCUUAAUGACAACGAGUAUUAUCAGAAUAGCGUUUUACCAAAGCUGAAUACCAUGAAGAAAGGCAUGAUCGCCAUCAAGAUUGAGGACUUCCGGAACCAAACAGGUCCCAAUAUAUGGACUAUGAUCAACGAUAAGAUUUACGAUUUGACGAUCUAUAUGGACAACAUUAAUCCGCCCACCGGAUAUGUGCCUGAUCCUACAUUCAAGGCGUUCCUGGAUAAGUCAGUCGUUGAUCUUUUCGUCAAUUAUCAAGGAACAGACAUCACAAAGCAAUUUAAGGAGCUUCCUCAGCAGCUACAGGCGGAUACCAUGACAUGUCUAGAUCGUGUGUUUUAUGCAGGUGUUUUGGAUGAACGUGACACAAUCAAGUGUCAGUUCGGCAAUUGGAUUUUAGUAGGAGCUUCAGUGCUGAUGGGUGGUGUGAUCUUGAUCAAGUUUUUAGCUGCACUGCAGCUGACAUCAAAGCGCAAUCCUAUCAACUAUGACAAAUUUGUGAUCUGUCAAGUCCCCUGUUAUACUGAAGGUGAAGAUUCGCUCAAAAAGACCAUUCAAUCGCUUGCAGGAUUAGAUUACGAUGACAAGCGCAAGCUUUUGCUUAUUAUUGCGGACGGAAUGAUUGUUGGUGCCGGAAACGAACUCCCCACACCAAAAAUUGUCUUGGAUGUCCUAGGAUGGCAGCCAACAGAGGGAGUUGAAGUAGAACCUGUGAAGUAUAAAGCGCUUGGCAUCGGUGGUCAGCAACUCAAUUGCUGUAAGGUUUAUUCAGGACUGUAUGAGUUCGAAGGCCACAUGGUGCCUUAUCUAGUUGUUGCCAAAGUUGGCAUGCCAAAUGAGACAUCCAAGCCAGGAAACCGUGGUAAACGCGAUUCCCAAUUGAUCCUCAUGAACUUUUUGAACAGCAUUCACACUGGCAAGAAAAUGUGUCCGCUUGAAUUAGAGAUGUACCACCAUAUGAAUAAUAUUAUCGGUGUCCACCCCAAGCUUUACGAAUAUAUUUUGCAAGUUGAUGCAGACACAGAGGUUAUGCCAGACUCACUCAAUCGUUUGAUUGCAUGCAUGGUGGCCGACUCCAAGGUCAUUGGUCUUUGUGGUGAGACACAGGUCGCCAACGAAGACAGAUCUUUCACAACCAUGAUCCAAGUCUACGAGUACUACAUCUCCCAUCAUCUUGCCAAAUCGUUCGAGUCUUUAUUUGGAAGCGUCACUUGCCUGCCAGGUUGCUUCUCUAUGUACCGUAUCUUCACGGUUGGAGGCAAACCUCUGAUUGUUUCAAACAAUAUUCUCCGAGAUUAUAGUCACAACGAUGUUGACACGCUACACAAACGCAACCUGUUGCAGUUGGGCGAAGACCGAUAUUUGACCACUCUCAUGAUGAAGUAUUUCCCAGGGUAUAAACUCAAAUUUACUCCGGAUGCUACUUGCAAGACUGUCGCCCCUGAUAAAUGGCGUGUAUUGUUGUCUCAGCGUCGUCGUUGGAUCAACUCCACCAUCCAUAAUUUAGGCGAGCUAAUGGUUCUACCGGAGCUUUGUGGUUUCUGCUGCUUUUCGAUGCGGUUUAUCGUCUUUAUUGAUUUAUUAGGAACUCUGAUUUUGCCCGCAUCCUUCGUUUACCUUGUUUAUCUGAUCGUUGUGGUGGCCACUCAUAUGCAGCCUCUGCCAAUUGUUGCCGUUGCUAUCUUGGCUGCUGUAUAUGGUCUUCAGGCGCUCAUCUUUAUUCUCAAGGGCGCCUGGCAGCAUAUUGGAUGGAUGAUCAUUUAUAUCAUCGCAAUGCCAUUUUUCUCAGUAUUCAUCCCUUUGUAUUCAUUCUGGCAUUUCGACGACUUUUCCUGGGGAAACACUCGUCAGGUCGUGAGUGCUGAUGGCAAGAAGACAGUCAUGGCUGCGGAAGCCCAAACUCGAUUCGAUCCCAACUCCAUUCCCCUCAAGAGUCUGGAAGCCUUUGAGGCUGAGAGGCAAAUGCAAUUGGAAGGAAACGGUUACUACAAUUAUCACAAUGGAUCAGGAUCAGUUGUCGGAAGUAGCUAUCAAGACGAUACUGGGUCGGUGAUCAUGCAUCCUCGACACGAUCAUUCGGGGUUGUUAGGUGGAGGUAUCCAAUCUAACCAUUACAGCAAGCUGGAUUCCUUUUACGGCAGAUCAUCUUCGCCUUAUUAUGAUGGAGAUGGCAACAAAAGCGUUGUUUCAGGCUUUGGAGGUGAUGAUCUUGCGCAUGACUAUUAUCGGGACUCAAAUGCUAUUGAGUUAUCAUCUGGACGCCAAUCCAGGGUGGCUUCACAGGUCCCUGCAGGGUUCAUUCCCGGCUCAGCAGCUGGACAGCUCCGAUCGGUCUCGCCCUUACUAUCGCAAUAUGUAGGUGGUCAGCAACAGCAGCGACAAGGACUUGGACCUUUUGCUGACUCGCAAGGAAUGCUCAUGCCACAAGAAUAUCAAGCGAACCAGAGAGCAUCGCUCCUCUCCCAACACCAACUUCAACAGCGGUUACCCGGAGAUAUGAUUGAGAUGGAUCACUUUGGAUCUCCCGUAGGGCUUGGUGUUGCAAACAUUGGUAUGGGAACACCUAUAAUGAGUUCUCCAUCAGUUGGUGCAAUGCCUGUUAUGGGAUCACCCCAGCUGUAUAAUGCUCAGUUACAGCAACAGCUCUUAAUGCAACAGCAACCAAUACUCUCAGCAGGGUCGCCAAUGCAACCUCCAGCACAAAUUGGUGGACUACCCAUGGCAAGCAUGGGCUCGCCCCUGAUCGGACCGAACCAAAUACAUCUGCUGAAUUCUCCAAUGCCUUCAGCAGUAUCGUCACCACAAUUAAAUGCCACAAGUCUUGUGCCUGGAACAGGAACAGGAGUAGGACCUACGGAUGCGGAGCUUGUAACAAAGAUUCAUGAGCUUCUUUCGGGUGUCGAUUUAAUGACUGUCACCAAGAAGAAGAUCCGUCAACAGCUUGAAGGCAUUUAUGGUCUUGAUUUGACACCCCGAAGAGAUUUUAUCAGUAGAGCAAUCGAUAUGGAGCUGCACAAUCGGAAAGGAGAAGCUCCUGAGAGCGGCACCUCAACACAACCGCCAUUGUGAUUUCUACUUUGUUAGCAUUCUAUCCAUUUAAAAAAAUAUUUUAAUAAAAGUUACAUAUAUAUUUAACGCCAC